CUUUAAUUAGUGUACUUCUCUCAUCACAUGCUCCUUCAAUUCUUUCUUCACUAAAAGAUGAAAGAAAUGAAGGGAAGAUUUCUAAAGAAACUCAACUUCAUUCCCACUACUCUCACCACUUGGAAACAAGGCCUAGUCCUUCAUCACUUCCAUUCUGCGCAGACCUUUUCCCCUCAAAAUUGCCAUAUCCUUUCAGUUUACAACGAACAAGAUUGCAAAAGCAACAAAGAUGAAGAAAUGGAGUUGGGAUUCCAUGUUAGCAACCAGGGGAAUUAUGACAUUGGACCCUCCAUAGAGUCCAAGCUCACAGUUCUUGGAGAGGAUCAAAUUAGUGUUGAAGAGAGUAGCAUGUUUAAGGAUUGUGAAGAAGGUCCAGAACAUCCACGUUUAACAGAUUUUGAAGAGAAAUGUCCUCCUGGAGGAGAAGAGUCGGUUGUCUUCUAUACAACGAGCUUGAGAGGUAUAAGGAAAACUUUUGAAGAUUGCCGUGCAAUCAGGUUUUUACUAAACAGCUUCAAGGUUGUUAUACAUGAGCGAGAUGUUUCUAUGCACAUGGAAUUCAGGGAUGAGUUAUGGAGGAUAAUGGGGGGAAGAGUGGUUCCUCCAAGGCUUUUCAUCAAGGGCAGGUACAUAGGAGGAGCCGAUGAAGUUGUUACCCUGCAUGAGCAAGGGAAGCUCAAGGAACUCCUUGAAGGGAUACCUUUAACUCUGCUUAUUCACCAGUGUAAUUCAUGUGAUGGCAUGCUAUUUGUGGUGUGCUCCAGUUGCAGCGGCAGUAGAAAGGUCUACAAGGAUGUGCAAGGUGAGGAAUUGUGCAUCAGAUGUCCUGAAUGCAAUGAGAAUGGAUUGGUUAGAUGUCGUGUUUGCUGCUGAAAAUAUGCUUGUAUUUCUCCUCCUUGAACUCAACACUUCCAUAUUUCUUGUGUUAACUCGAUUCAAUUGAUCUGUACAAUGCUGCUAUUGUUUGUGUUACUGAUCAAAUAGAUGUCUUUUUCAGCUCAGGCAGUAUUCGAGCCCAAGGAUUUGAACCUGAAAUUCAAAUCCCCAUGUUCAUAAACCGAGAAUAAAGGAAUAUUUGUGUA
Rubroshorea leprosula is the source of this 1082-nucleotide messenger RNA. Lineage: Eukaryota; Viridiplantae; Streptophyta; Magnoliopsida; Malvales; Dipterocarpaceae. The record is from the annotation of a GenBank genome assembly.